AUGGAGGAGCUGACCGAGGUGAUCACCGCCGCCGAAUUCCACCCGACGAAGUGCAAUGAAUUUGUCUACUCAUCGUCAAAGGGUUCCAUUCGGUUGUGCGACAUGCGCGACAAGGCCCUCUGUGAUCAACAUGCAAAGUUAUUCGAAGAGGCUGAGGACCCGCAAGCGCGCUCCUUCUUCUCGGAGAUCAUAGCGAGCGUGUCCGACGUCAAGUUCAGCCACGAUGGGCGGUAUCUGCUCACGAGGGACUACUUGACCGUCAAGGUCUGGGAUCUGCACAUGGAAUCGAGCCCGGUGGAGACCUACCCGGUGCACGAACAUCUUCGCUCCAAACUCUGCCAACUCUACGAAAACGACUCCAUCUUCGACAAGUUCGAGUGCGGCUGGAGUGGAGACGACAAG
Molecule: messenger RNA, 402 nt
Organism: Mesorhabditis spiculigera
Lineage: Eukaryota; Metazoa; Nematoda; Chromadorea; Rhabditida; Rhabditidae
Source: the annotation of a GenBank genome assembly